AUGUCCACAACAACAAUCAAAUCUAACAUGCAUUUAAAACAACAAACUGCCGUUUCUCACAUUCGUCAACUAACCUAUGACGACGUUGCCAAAGCUGCAAUCACUUUGCUAGAUGCAUUCAAAGAGGAUCCGUUAUCGAAAUACUUGGUUAGUCAUGUAAACGACACUACAAGACGCACGCAAUGUGAAUUGGCCCUAUACGAAGCGUAUUUACGACAACACAUGACCAAAGGACUAGUGUUUGGCCAAGGCGAAACGAAGCUGCUGUUCGAAACUGUCAGUAUUUGGGCCACUCCAACUAGUUGUGAACAGGGAUUGGACUCAUUUAGUCAUUUAAUGGAGUCGGGGUACGAUAAAGUGUGGGAUGUAUUCGGUAUUGAAGGAAGAGAUAAAGUAUUUCAGGGUUUGUUGCCACUUUUGCAUGAUAGCUUUGAUAGGAUUAUGACGCAUGAUCGAAGCUUUAGAGGCAAGGAUGUGUAUACAUUGGUUUAUGUGGGCUCAACUGCUGCUGCUCGUGGUAAAGGAAAUUUGCGCAAAUUGUUUGAGUUUAUGUUUGACAACUACAUUGAUUGUGGUGCAGGUACAUUAACUUAUUUGGAAAGUUCAUCCCCUUCCAACAUUCCCAUCUAUGAGCGAUUUGAUUUCCACGUGGUGGAGAAAAUUGUAUUGGGUGAGGAGACUGGUGUUGAGGGGAAAAACUGCGCUGUGAUGCAUGUAAUGGUCAGAGGCAUCAGAGGCGAUGACUGGACAAAGGAAAGUUGUAGGCUAUAA
Molecule: messenger RNA, 771 nt
Organism: Lodderomyces theae
Lineage: Eukaryota; Fungi; Ascomycota; Pichiomycetes; Serinales; Debaryomycetaceae
Exons: 1
Coding region: 1-771 (256 amino acids)
Source: RefSeq, a predicted model, not a curated record